Puccinia triticina is the source of this 945-nucleotide messenger RNA. RefSeq lists its product as uncharacterized. Bases 1 to 945 code for a protein of 314 amino acids. NCBI's taxonomy places the organism in Eukaryota, Fungi, Basidiomycota, Pucciniomycetes, Pucciniales, Pucciniaceae. The transcript has 4 exons. The record is from RefSeq and is a predicted model, not a curated record.
AUGACUCAAAGGAGUCUUAAUGCGAUCGAUCGCCCACGCCACGGUAAAGCCUGCAGUCGCCAACUCAAACACCCCAAACUGUUACAGAUUGCUCGCAAGGCCUUCCGAUCGAGCAGAUCUUCGGUAACUCGAAAAACAACCAAACUAGUACAGAUUGCUCGCAAGGCUACAGAUUGCUCGCAAGGCUACAGAUUGCUCGCAAGGCUACAGAUUGCUCGCAAGGCUACAGAUUGCUCGCAAGGCCUUCCGACUGAGCAGAUCCAGUUCCCGCCGGCUUGCUCGCGACUCCGCCCCUCUCGUCCUCAACUAGUCGAGCUAGUCAAGGAGAUCAUCAAAUUCAGACCAAUGCCUUCAACCUCGAGCGAUUCUAGCCUCUCAGAAUUGGAUUCAAACCUAUCUGGACUCAGCCUGGUCUCUGACUCCGACAACGAGCCUCUGAGCAACGGGCACCAAAUGCACCCCCCACCGCCAGAAGAAACGAUGGAGGCCGCCUCAGAUGCAACCACUGACUCGGAUGACAAGCCCCUUAUUAACCGCUGCCAAGAUCAGCCCCCACCGCCUGAAGAAAUAAAGCAGGCCCCCUUGGUUGCAAUGACUGACUCCGACGACGAGCCCCUGAUUAACCGCUGGCCAGUGCAUCCCCCACCGGCAAAACAUGCAAGUGAGGCCACCCCGGCUGACUCCGAUGACGAGUCCUUGAUUAACCGCUGGCCAGUGCAUCCAGUGCAUCCCCCACCAGCAAAAAGUGCAAUGGAGGCCACCCGGGCUGACUCUAACGACGAGCCCCUCAUCAACGGGCACCCGGUAGCUCCCAAACAUCGUGAUUCUCAACAUCAUUUGGCUGUUGGGAACAUUCCUGCUAGGAGGAAAUACAUCAGGAAAAAAACUGCGUAUGUAUUCACAUCCAAUGCUGAAAUCACAAAAGGGCUAACUUGGACCUUUUGA